Serendipita indica DSM 11827 is the source of this 1623-nucleotide messenger RNA. NCBI's taxonomy places the organism in Eukaryota, Fungi, Basidiomycota, Agaricomycetes, Sebacinales, Serendipitaceae. The record is from the annotation of a GenBank genome assembly.
AUGUCCACUCCAGCAAACGUCAACCAACCCGCAAAAUCCGACUCUUCGUGGAAACAAGGCCUUAUAUCGCCGCCAAAGGACAACCGAGUCAAAACGCAAGAUGUGCUGACUGGAUCCAACGUCGAGUGGGAAGACAUGUAUCUACGCCGUGAACUGCUCAUGGGCAUCUUUGAAGAAGGUUUCGAACGCCCAUCGCCCAUCCAAGAAUCCUCCAUCCCAAUCGCUCUCUCCAAACGCGACAUUCUCGCCCGCGCAAAGAACGGAACGGGAAAGACUGCCGCUUUUGUCAUCCCAUCUCUCCAGCAAGUUAAUACCGCUAUUCCAAAGAUUCAAGCUCUCCUCCUCGUCCCAACACGAGAACUCGCCCUCCAGACAUCGCAAGUGGCCAAGAAUUUGGGCAAGCAUAUCGCUGGUCUCCAGGUCAUGGUUUCGACCGGAGGAACAACAUUAAAGGAUGACAUUCUCCGUCUCAACGAACCCGUGCACGUCCUCGUCGGCACACCGGGCAGAAUAUUGGAUCUCGCGAGCAAGGGUGUUGCAGACCUCAGCGAGUGCCGUGUCUUUGUCAUGGACGAAGCCGACAAGCUGCUCAGUCCCGAGUUCACUCCGAUCAUGGAAAAUCUCCUGGGACUCCUACCCGAGGAGCGACAAGUCAUGCUCUUCAGUGCUACGUUCCCGCUUAUCGUCAAGGACUUUAAAGAGAAGCACAUGCGCAAGCCUCACGAAAUCAACCUCAUGGAGGAGCUCACGCUCAAGGGUGUCACCCAGUAUUACGCAUUUGUUGAAGAGAGACAGAAAGUACAUUGUCUCAACACACUGUUCUCCAAGCUUCAAAUCAACCAGUCUAUCAUCUUCUGUAACUCGACCAACCGUGUAGAACUUCUCGCGAAGAAGAUUACGGAGCUCGGCUACUCGUGCUUCUACAGCCACGCAAAGAUGCUACAGAGCCAUCGUAAUCGCGUCUUCCACGACUUUCGCAACGGCGUCUGCCGAAAUCUCGUCUGCUCCGACCUGCUUACCCGCGGUAUCGAUAUUCAAGCCGUCAACGUCGUUAUCAAUUUUGAUUUCCCCAAGAAUUCGGAAACGUAUCUCCAUCGUAUCGGUCGUUCUGGUCGCUUUGGUCACUUGGGCUUGGCCAUCAAUCUGCUAACUUACGAGGAUAGAUUCAAUUUGUACACUAUUGAGCAAGAGCUCGGCACCGAGAUUCAACCCAUCCCCCCUGUCAUCGAACGUGGUCUCUACGUCGCGGGUGCCGCCCCUCCAUCGAAUUUGGCGACUGGAACUGCAAGCAAAUCGGGAAGUGGAACUUCGACGCCGCGUCCGAACGCAAACGACGACCAGUCGAAGCAGGGUAAUGGACAAACCUAUACUCCUGCAACUAUUCCAAGCGGGUCCAAUGCCGCCAUGAUUGCUCGAGCUCAAGGAAUUUACCAGCAGGGGCCGCAGUAUCAACAACAAGCCCAGCAGCCUCAGCUACAGCCUCAACAGCAACAACAAACCUACGAGGCUCAGGGCCCUCAGCGUGGUGGAUACGGUGGUGGACGGGGCCGUGGACGUGGGGGACCUCAACGGGGAACUCCUCGUGCCUCCCCCGCUCCGCCUGCCAACGGCACCAUGGCCUAA